This is a messenger RNA of Sphaeroforma arctica JP610, 540 nucleotides long. RefSeq lists its product as hypothetical. Gene Ontology annotation, molecular function: ATP hydrolysis activity; ATP binding; ATPase-coupled transmembrane transporter activity. NCBI's taxonomy places the organism in Eukaryota, Ichthyosporea, Ichthyophonida. The transcript is spliced from 2 exons. The record is from RefSeq and is a predicted model, not a curated record. The coding region runs from base 1 to 540 and encodes 179 amino acids. Gene Ontology annotation, cellular component: membrane. Gene Ontology annotation, biological process: transmembrane transport.
AUGCUGGACGAUGGCGAUCAGACCGAAAUCGGUGAGAAGGGAAUCAAUCUGUCCGGUGGCCAGAAACAACGAAUCAGUCUUGCACGCGCACUGUACCAGGAAGCAGACAUUUACAUCUUUGACGAUCCACUGUCAGCUGUCGAUGCACACGUGGGUCGACAUAUCUUCGACAAGGCUCUGGGCCCUAACUCGCUGCUCAAGUAUGUGCCCGAAUAUGUAGUUUGUGACAACACAUCUCACCUAGACGAACACGCGUACCUUUCCAGGGAUACCACCCGUUUCCUGGUGACACAUAAAAUCGAGAUCCUACCAGAAAGCUCCAGAAUCAUCGUGCUCAAACACGGUCAGAUCGACGAGAUUGGGCACUACAACGCUUUGUUGAACGCCGGAGGGGAGUUCGGGCUAUUCCUGGAGGAGUUCCGAAACAAGCAGAACGAACAAGUGGACGAUGUGUACAGCGACGGCGAAUUGGAUGGUACGUUUAACUGGCUGCAGAAGCAGUCAAGUGCAAAUGGUGUAUGGGUUGGACGGUACAUUUAA